CCAUAUAUACGAUGAUGUGUUAUCAAUAGCUGGCGAUACAAUACUUCUUGAAAUGGCAGUGCGAUUGUGGAAGAGUUAUAUAGAUUUCGUGGCUAAAUAUCCUCUGAAGUCGCAAGCUUACUCAUCAGGUGUUUUGUUCUUCAUUGGUGACGUGGUAGCUCAGCAGGUCGUUGAAAGGAAGGGAAGUAACCACAAUCCAUAUCGCACAGUUAGACAGACCGUAUUUGGACUAGUCAUUGCUGGGCCUGCGUUAAGAGGAUGGUACGUGUUACUCGAUAAAAUAUACAAAACAUCUAGACCACAGACUGCGGCAUUGAAGAAAAUGGUCACUGAUCAGAUUAUCAUGGCUCCUCUGUUUAUAUUUACAUUUUUCACCGUCAUGGGAUGUGCGAGUGGUAAAUCCUUACAAAAGAUUAAAGACAAAGUACGUCAGGACUAUUUUGACACAGUCAUUGCUAACUAUAAAGUAUGGCCGGCAUUCCAGCUGAUUAAUUUUUACUUCAUCCCACUGCAACACAGGGUAUUAUUUGUGAACACUGUGGCAUUAUUUUGGAACACAUAUCUAGCCUGGAAAACAAACAUAGAUAUUGCACCACAAGAUAAGGUCAGCCCAGAUGGACAGAUGAUCUUGGACUAA
Messenger RNA from Saccoglossus kowalevskii, 637 nucleotides. Its product is annotated as mitochondrial inner membrane protein Mpv17-like. The record is from RefSeq and is a predicted model, not a curated record. NCBI's taxonomy places the organism in Eukaryota, Metazoa, Hemichordata, Enteropneusta, Harrimaniidae. Gene Ontology annotation, biological process: regulation of mitochondrial DNA metabolic process. Gene Ontology annotation, cellular component: cytoplasm; mitochondrion; membrane. Gene Ontology annotation, molecular function: channel activity.